GGGUUCACACGCGACCGCGGUCUGGGUUGUUGCAAUUGUGUUCGUCAGAGGAUAUGUUAGUGUGCCUGUUACCUGGAUAAUGCAGGAACAGUAGCAAGCGUUCAAAAUAUGUACCGUUUCACCGCCAAACUCUGACCAUCUGGACUCAGCGCUGCCUUCUCUCUCUCCCCCCUCCCUCCGCAGUGUCUUCGGCACUUUUAUUUCCACCCUGUCUCCCCUUCGAAUCUCCUUCCUUUCUCCCCCCGCAUGGAUCCAGCCUCUCCCUGUCUGGGUGCCGCCUGCUCCCCGUCCGUAAGCGGCUGCCGGGAUCACCACCGCUCCUCGGCGCAGACGCCCGAGCUGAAGCGACAGGCGGUGAAGCGACACCAUCACAAGCACAACCUGAAACACCGCUACGAAUUCCGCGAAACCCUGGGCAAAGGCACUUACGGCAAAGUGAAGAAGGCAGUUGACAGAUCCGGCCGAGUGGUGGCCAUUAAGUCAAUCCGCAAAGACAAGAUCAAGGAUGAACAGGACCUGGUUCACAUCCGCAGGGAAAUUGAGAUAAUGUCAUCGCUCAAUCACCCACACAUCAUUAACAUCUAUGAAGCCAUUCGCAAAAUGAUGCACUUCACCAUAUGUUCUGAUGUCCGUGUGACAAACAAAGCUAAUCUUUCUAAGAACGGGAUUGUGCAUCGGGAUCUGAAGUUGGAGAACAUCCUGUUAGAUGCUACUGGCAACGUCAAGAUUGCUGAUUUUGGCCUGUCCAAUUUAUACCACCAUGACCGCUUCUUGCAGACGUUCUGCGGUAGCCCCUUGUACGCAUCUCCUGAGAUUGUCAAUGGGCGGCCCUAUCGGGGUCCUGAGGUUGACAGCUGGUCCUUGGGUGUACUGCUAUAUACCUUGGUCCACGGCACCAUGCCUUUUGAUGGACAUGAUUACAAAAACCUGGUCAAACAGAUAACUAAUGGUGAAUACCGUGAGCCAACCAAACCGUCAGAUGCAUGUGGGCUGAUCCGGUGGUUGCUGAUGGUCAAUCCAGACCGCCGGGCCACCAUUGAGGACGUUGCUACUCAUUGGUGGGUCAACUGGGGCUACAAGACCCAGGUCUGCGAGCUGGAGUCAGCAAGGGACUACGAGUCGUCUGUGACCAUCAGUCUGGACUGGUUGCAGCGGCCGUCUCGCUUCGUCUUUGAGAGCGGCUCCAAAGUGCGCUGCUUCUUCAAGCAGCACGGCUCACCGCUGGAGCGGCAGAGGUCGCUGAAGAAAUCGAAGAAGGAGAACGACAUUUCCAACUCGUUGCAGGAAGGGGGGGCGACGGAAAGCACAGGGAAGUCGCUACUGAAGAGGCCGAAAGGGAUCCUGAAGAAAAGGAACACCUACGAGCAUCGAUCGCACAGCGCGGGCAACGUCAGCCACUCCACGGAGGAGACCGUAUUUGCUUAUCUAGACUCAAGCAUGUCCACAAUGGAACAUGGCAGACAGCAGGAUGGUCCAUCGGUCCCUGCACCAAAGAAAGGGAUAUUAAAGAAGCCGGCAAAGAGGGAGUCUGGGUAUUAUUCCUCACCGGAGCAGAGUGAGUCAGCCGACUUGUUGGACUGUGACAACCCUGUCUUUGAGACGGUGACUUCUGAAACCCACAGCGAUUUGUGCGACAGUGCCAAAGACCCCUCUGCCCGGCGCAAAGGCAUCCUCAAGAGGAAUGGCAAGUUCUCCUCGAGCAGCACGGACUCUGCAAUGGGCAGCGCCACCCUGAAGAGUCUGGGGUCCUUCAACGAGCUGGCCUUUUCCGACAUCAGACUCUCGUCGAACAGAAGCCACCCGUCGAGCGCGGUGAGCGAGGACAGCAUCCUCUCCUCCGAGUCCUUCGACAGGCUCGACCUGCCCGAGAGCCGGCAGGAGCGGAGCCAGAUGCGGAGCUGCGUCUCCGCCGACGACCUGCUCCGCCUGGAUGAGGCGGAGUCGGACUGCAGGCCGCGCCUCUGCAAGAUGAAGUGCUUCGCAGACCACUUGGCCGACAGCAACUUCUCCCUCACCGACCUCGACAACGUGACCGAGGUCUAUAAAAAGGCUGUGGCAAUCUGCAAUAAGUUGAUCUGACUGGGACAUCCUCAGUGGCUGUGUGAUCAAGCCCCAGGCCUAAUUAUGAUUCUUUGUUUGUUGAGACUGGAAAGAUUACAGGCCAGGCACACAGCUGAAGUUAGAGAUGGUUGAGUAAGAGGAAACCAAAACACAAAAUAGAUAUCAUGGCUAUAGAAUGUGAAGAAAGAUUUGGGAAAGUGGGGCAGCCAAGGCAUUGUGCAAGGAGAUACUUUUUUCCCUCUGUUAACCUAUGUUUCUUCAACAGACACAUGGGAGUUCCCUAAAUUGGGACCAGACGCAGUAGUAGUGAAUCCCUUGCACUGUGAAGUCUGAGCAGUGAAAGAGAGGCGGGAGUGAUAUUAUGUAACGAUGGGUGAUCAGAUUGUGAGUAUAAACUAAAAGGGAAGGUUAAGAACUAACCUGGAGAAAUGAAACAGGGAAGGUUUCCCUUUCUCCCUCCCUCACAAAGUAUACGGGGAGGGCAAGUGUUCGAGAAUUUCAGUGGCGAUAAAAUAUGCGACGAGGAAAGCUCCAUCUCUAGCUUACAUUUCUACAAUGGACUUGGCUGGUUGCAAUCGUUUAGGUCACUGGUCAGCUGACACGUACCUUGUGUAACUGUCUCUGCCAAAAAAAUUAAAGUACAGGAAAAUUAAACAGUUGCACCAGAAAGAGGAGAAAAAACAAGUUUACUAUUUAUGUGUCAGACAUGUAUAUAUUUUGAAAAUUAAUUUAUUUUUAUUUUCCCCACCCAUCCUCGUCUCAGACUUUUGGUUGAAUGCAAAUGAAUGAAGUUUGAAUAAGUUUACUAUUAUAAUGAAGUAGAUUUUUUUUCUACUAGUUAAUUAUAAUAAAACUGAAUAUAAUCUUCAGAGCAAAGAAAACCAAUUGUUCAAAGCGAGGAAACUGUUCGUGUUUCCCUGGGGGAAGAAUUAAUGCCAAGACAAGCAUUUUUUUGACUGUCUUCUUAACACAGGACAAGAUUUGGCAUUUGAGAUACAAUCAGAAUACUGAAAAUUUAUUUUUGGUGUUCAGAUAUACUGUUCUGGAUUUGGAUGUUUGUUUUUAAGAGGGAAGCUAAGGGGAUAGGGUGUCAGGAAAAUAUGGUGUCUCCUCAACAUUCCCUUCCAGAAAUAUGUUAAUGUAUUGUUAAUUCAUAUUCACAUGCUGUGAUGUUGCAUGCCAUCCUGACUGAAUGAAUGUUAUUAUGACUGAUGAAUUUUUUUUUGAGUGAGUACUUGAAUCCCACUUGGGAGUGUUUAUUGUUUAAAAUCUACCCUCUCCACUCCCAAACCAACCCCUCCCCAUUCCAUUCACAUCAAAUGCUGCUUUAAAAAGGCUAGGUGUUCAAACUUCGGCAUGAACGAUCUCACUUUGAGGGAAGGUCCACCUGGAGGUGCGCUAGCUUCCUUUCAGUUCCUUUGUGAAUGCUUUAUGUGUUAUUUAUGUGAGGCGACCGAUGUUAACUGGACGACAUUGCUGUGUCCAAUUGCAACAGGCCAGUUCCCCCUCUCUCGUGCAAGUUCAGCCAAAAGAGGGGAGACCUGCAGGAGGAGAAUGCAGAAAGGAGCAGGCCGAAAUUUGACCAUGAGCCCCUUGAGUCUGGACAGUUGACUUUUUACUUUGAGGGGGAAACGACUUGUUUUCAUUGAAUUUUUUUUUCUUGAAAAACCAGUAUGAGAUUUGUAGAAAAAAAAAUGUCAAACCCAUUUUGAUAUGUAAAUUAUGAUGUAUGCCAAUUAUUGUCAAUUUUGUUUUUGAAUUGUGCAAUGGAGAAAUAUUGGUCUGGGGUGAAAUUGCUUCACAGUGUUUGCAGAGAGCAGUUCUAAAAUUACCCGUCAUUUGGCUAUGUGGUGAUCCUUCACAGUGGCUGAUUCCUUGACCACCCCCGAAAACUUCAUGAGCAGAUUGGCGGUCUAUUUGUCCCAUUGACAGGAGAUAUGAGGUGCUGAGAAUGAUGAUGAUUGUAGCUAAAAAAAAAUAGGUAGCAAAGACUGUUAACCACGGGGAUAGUCUAUUCAGCCUAAGUUUGUUAGAUGGUAGUGAUCUACCAUUUAACAUCUUUGUAACCCUAGUGGUCAAUCUUUGUGUAAUUUUGCUGGGAACGGGAGUUUCAGAUUUCCAUUUCCACUUACCUCGGUGGUUGCAUCAUCACCUUGAGUAAUCUACUACUUUCUAGACAAUUUCCCCCUAUUUGGGACUUUGGGGCAACUAGGGGAUCUACAGAAAUCUUUAGUUCCUUUAAUCCUUAAACACCUCAAUAAGACAACUGCUACGUGGAACUCUGUUAGAACUCUGGUGUGUUGCUGAACCGAUUUGGCUCAGACUGAAGCAACCUUAACUACUGGUAUGAUUGGAAAGGGGGAGAGUAAUCUACUGGAGUGAGGACGGGAUGUUUCGCUGUGAUACUAAAGAUCAAUGUCCAGAUUCAAACUUAAGAAUAAUCCCUUAAGCAAGGGAUAUUGUCAUCCAGCCAUUGCUGGGGUAUGAUCAUACAUCUUCAAGCAAAGAUUGGGACCAAUUUUAAAAAAUACCAACGGGAGAAUAAUGUGAUCAUGUUCAUACCAAUAUUUCUCACCUUGCAUGAUUAUGAGACCUAUUUUUGCCCCAUUAUAGAAGAUGCAACUCUGGGGCGAAGUGAUACGUUGCCUUGCUGCCUACUUGCUGUGGAUUACAUGCUUUGUCCAUGUGUUCCUUGAAUUACUAAGUAAUUUGUAUCAAACAGAAUGUCAUUCUGAAGAAAUCUGUGAUUUGUUUUUGUUCUAAAUGGCUAAUUUAUUUUUUUUAGAUGGUUAAAAUCCAUUUGCCACAAUAAAAGAAAUUGCCUUAA
Hypanus sabinus (Atlantic stingray) is the source of this 4888-nucleotide messenger RNA. RefSeq names its product NUAK family, SNF1-like kinase, 2 (gene nuak2). The record is from RefSeq and is a predicted model, not a curated record. Gene Ontology annotation, molecular function: protein serine/threonine kinase activity; ATP binding; tau-protein kinase activity. Gene Ontology annotation, biological process: microtubule cytoskeleton organization; protein phosphorylation; intracellular signal transduction. Gene Ontology annotation, cellular component: cytoplasm. Lineage: Eukaryota; Metazoa; Chordata; Chondrichthyes; Myliobatiformes; Dasyatidae. Bases 247 to 2079 code for a protein of 610 amino acids. The transcript is spliced from 8 exons.